Oldenlandia corymbosa var. corymbosa is the source of this 1496-nucleotide messenger RNA. NCBI's taxonomy places the organism in Eukaryota, Viridiplantae, Streptophyta, Magnoliopsida, Gentianales, Rubiaceae. The record is from the annotation of a GenBank genome assembly.
UCAGAAUCCUCCCUCUCUCACAUUUCAUGCAUUUCUCUGCUACUUAAUUUAACCCCUUUAUUUAUUUUAUUAGAAACAAAAAAAGAAAAGAAAGAAUAUUAUGGAAAACGAAAAUCUAACUUCAACCGAACUGCAUGGCGGCAUCCCCCAAUCAUCAUCAUCGGAAUCCUUGUUUCUCAAUCACCACUUCGACGGCAGAGAUUUCACGUCGGAAACGGAAAUGAUGCUGAUGAUGUCACGAUCCCUGCGUCAGCAACAGGAACUCAUGGACCGGGAAAACGCCGUUCUGACGAAUUAUCUGAAGGAAACCGUGAAACAAGCUCAGGCGCUCCGUCAAGAGAACGUCAACCUUAAGAUGGUCAACUCCGAGUUGACCAACCGGCUGACCUUGUUGAUGAAGGCCGUGUCGGAUUACGGGCUUUCAUCGAGUUCCGGUAUGGAUUCGGUGGUUAGCGGGUUGAGCUGGAUGUGUUUGGCCGGCAAUGAUGUGGGGAGUGAAGGUGAAAGUCCGAGUCCGACCAGCGUGAUGGAUUCCGGCAGGGUUGAAGGGAAUUCCGACAGGGUGGUUUUACCCAAGAGCAUUUCCGUCCGGUCAACGGGAUACUUGAAGUCGUCGGUUCAAGCUACCGGUGGGAGUAAUAAUAUUAGUAGUAGUAGUGGAAUUGGAGUUGGGGUAAAUAAGGUACUCAAGAGUAGUAACAAAAUCUGCAAUGACGCGCAAAGGGUAUACGUGAGAGGAGGGAAAAAAGAGGAGCAGCCGAUGGAGUUAGAGGUAUACAAUCAAGGGAUGUUCAAGACUGAAUUGUGCAAUAAAUGGCAAGACACCGGGGCAUGUCCUUAUGGAGAUCACUGCCAAUUUGCUCAUGGCAUUCAUGAGCUUCGCCCCGUCAUCCGACACCCUCGGUACAAGACCGAAGUGUGUCGGAUGGUGCUCAACGGCGACCAUUGCCCUUACGGACACCGUUGCCACUUCCGGCACAGUCUCACUGACCGGGAGAAACUCAUCAGGUCCAUCAACCUAAGAUCCUUCAAGGGACUCCAAUAUCCGUAGCCCGCCCUUUCUUUGCCACAUUUUGAUCGUGUUUGGAGAUGAGAAGAUUUACAGAUGAGAAAAGUAUAUAUAUAGAAAUGAAUUUGUAGAGUUAGUUCAUAAUCCGUAAAAUAAAUAAUCCUUUGUUUUACUAAUUAAGUUGCAAAUGGAAGUGUAUGAUGCAUCUCUAUAUACGUUACAGUGAGGUGCUGAUCAACACUGUAUAUCAAAAACUAGAGCACCUACAAGAAGGAAUUGAUAUAUGGCCAAAUGUGAAAUUAUAUGUAUUUUAUUUUUCUAUAGUACCAUUUUUGUGUAUGUGUAACCUUUUAGCACUUUGAUAUGCUAUUGUAACGUGGUUGAAUAGUCAAUUAUGUGAGUAGAACAAUAUUAAGAGACAUUUCAUCUGUAUUUUUUAGUAAAUACAUUAAUAUUCUUUACAUUUUACAAUAAUAAUCCUAUUAUG